UUUGGGGUAAACUACUAAAUUCCGAAUUCCGGUACCGUAUAGUCUAUAGUACGUUUAACGCUCGCGGACAUGAUUCCAGUUGGUGAGCUGAGCUGAGCAAGCUAAAACUGCUGGUGUUCUGCAGAAAGAUUUGUUCACCUGAUUCAACUGUAACUUUCAUCAAAUCUCUGAUCAGAAGGCACCGGUUCUGAAUCGAAUAAUGGCAGGGGAACUUGGAUUGAAUGAUCACCAUCACACUACUGUUGUGAACUACAUGCGCUUUGGUAGCUACAAACGGACUCAGAACCUGCGCAGUGUGGAGGUCUGCUUUCAAGAUUUGAAAGAUAGCAGGCUUACUGAUGACACCUUCACGGUGGAUGAGGUGACCGACAUGCUGGAUGGAUUAGAGGCGGUGGUACGCGGUGAAGUGGAAUCGGAGCUUAUCAACACCUCUCACACCAACGUCUUGCUCCUGAGGCAACUCUUCCAGCAGGCAGAAAAAUGGCAUCUCAAGCUUCAGGCAGACAUCUCAGAGCUAGAGAACAGGGAGCUCAUAGAGAUGAUUGCCAAGUUUGAGGAGAGUAACUUUUCUGGAUCUGCGGCGACCUCAAAGCCGACCUUUGAACUCAAGAGGCUGGAUCCUAUGGAAGCAGGGGGCGUUCAGCUCCUUCAAAAUGAAAUUGAGAGGCUGAAUGAAGAAAAUAACAAGCUGAAAGACAGACUGAAACAAGUGGAGUCACAGGCCACAGGAGCUCUACAGGACAGAAGUAAACUAGAAUCAGAUUUGAGACGAACUCAGGAUGAGCUGGGGAGUGAACGCAAUAAGCAACCUAUAGUCUCUGCUGACUUGGGUGACGUGGAGGGCAAAAUGAGUGCUCUUAAAUCUCAAAUGGAGCAGAAUAUGAAGCUGACCACCGAAAGAGCAGAUACAAUGGAAGGAGACCUUAUUUCUUCCAAGCACAGAUUAUUGGAGGUUCAAGAACAGCUGGAAAUGAAAGAAAAGGAGUUGGAGAAGAAGUUCAGCCAGACUGGAGCAUACAAAAAUCUCAAGUCUAUGCUGUCUAAGAAGAACGACCAGAUCAAGGACCUUCGUGGAAGGUUGAAGAAAUUUGAAGGAGAUGAUUAGAACUCAUACCGAGCUGAUAUUUUUACACCAAAUCUACUACUGGGAGGGACAUGGUUUCAGGGCAUUGGUUUUGUCUGGAGAUACACUGAGGGCUAGAGUUUAUUUUGUGACUCCCUAAAUUUGCAGUCAUUAUUUGUUUUAUAUACUGCAGCCUCCAUGCAAAAGUUUGAUGAAAAUAUUAGGAGUAAUCUGACCAUCAAAAUGUAUUAUGUACAAAAAUAUAGUUACAGGUCAAACAGUUUGCCUGUGCGCAUGCCUUAUUGUUCAUAUUCAACUUUAUGCCUAUUUAAAGUAUUCUUGGUUUUGUUGUACAUGCUGUAAAGGCCAUUGCCAAAAAUCUUCUGUCUGCAGUUUCCAGCAAUCAGAGUUGCAGUAUAUAAUAGCAAUUGUUUAUUUUGUCUGUUUAGGGUAUGAUGUAUUGGGUCCAUGUUUUCAUUGUUAUUGUGUG
This is a messenger RNA of Strongylocentrotus purpuratus (purple sea urchin), 1553 nucleotides long. It is a transcript of the gene lztfl1, whose product is annotated as leucine zipper transcription factor-like protein 1. The transcript is spliced from 9 exons. Gene Ontology annotation, cellular component: cytoplasm. NCBI's taxonomy places the organism in Eukaryota, Metazoa, Echinodermata, Echinoidea, Camarodonta, Strongylocentrotidae. Gene Ontology annotation, biological process: negative regulation of protein localization to cilium. Bases 200 to 1105 code for a protein of 301 amino acids. The record is from RefSeq and is a predicted model, not a curated record.